ACAUUCGCACAUGUUGCAUCAGUGAAGUAUUCAUUAGACUUGUUUAACACUUUCAUUAGCGACUUUAUUCCCCGUGACUUUUAUUUUGAAGAGUUGACAGCGCACUUGGAAGGCUCGGUUUCUGACCCAAGUGCUACCCUGCACACUUGCGUACUAAGAAGUGUGGUAAGACCCCUCGCCACUGCUGCUGGAGUCGCCUGGAUGCGCACUAUUUUUUCAUACUAGUUAGUAGUCUAGUAUGCGACUUGCGCUUGUUGGUCAAAACAAGUGUGCGGAAGAUGGCGACGGACGGAGGCAGUGACUGCGGCUCACACAGCAUGGAUAAAAGCAUAACCCUUCCUCCGGAUGAAAUCUUUCGCAAUCUGGAAAAUGCUAAGAGGUUCGCAAUAGAUAUAGGUGGCUCGUUGACAAAGCUGGCGUAUUACUCCACUGUACAGCACAAAGUGGCCAAAGUGAGAUCGUUCGAUCAUACGGCCAAGACGAGCUUUCAGAACGAAACCGAAGGAGACCCUCUGUACGAGAUCUCGGUCCAGGAGGAGAUCACGGCUCGGCUCCACUUCAUCAAGUUCGAGAACCGGUACAUCGAAACCUGCCUGGAUUUCAUUAAAGACCACCUGGUGAACACGGAAACCAAAGUUAUCAAGGCUACCGGAGGAGGAGCGUACAAGUUCAAAGACCUGAUUGAGAAGAAGUUAAAACUCAAAGUGGACAAAGAGGACGAGAUGUCGUGUCUUAUCAAGGGCUGUAAUUUCGUGCUGAAGAAUAUCCCUCACGAGGCUUUUGUUUACGCAAAGCACGCCGACCCGGAAUUUCGCUUCCAGAACACACACCCGGACAUCUUCCCUUAUCUCCUGGUCAACAUCGGCUCUGGAGUUUCCAUCGUCAAGGUGGAAUCCGAGGACAAAUUUGAGCGCAUCGGUGGAAGCUCCAUCGGCGGUGGGACGUUCUGGGGUCUCGGAGCUUUGCUUACAAAAACCAAGAGAUUUGAUGAGCUUUUGCAGUUGGCCUCUAAAGGACAGCACACCAACGUAGACAUGUUGGUUAAGGACAUCUACGGGGGAGCGUCCGUCUCUUUGGGACUGCCGGGAUACCUCAUAGCGAGCAGUUUCAGCAAAUCUGCCACCACUGAUAAAGAGUUUUCCAAAGAAGACAUGGCUAAGAGCCUGCUGCACAUGAUCAGUAAUGAUAUCGGUCAGCUGGCCUGCCUGUACGCCCGACUGCACAACCUCGCCAGAGUUUACUUCGGAGGAUUCUUCAUCCGGGGACACCCAGUGACCAUGCACACCAUCACCUACAGCAUCAAUUUCUUCUCCAAGGGCGAGGUGCAGGCUUUGUUUCUAAGACACGAAGGCUAUCUGGGUGCUAUCGGGGCUUUCCUGAAGGGUGCGGAAGAAGACAAUCCUAAUCAGUACAGCUGGGGGGAAAACUACGCCGGCAGUUCAGGCCUCAUGAGCGUGUCUCCAGAUCUGAAUCCUAUGCAGCGGGCACGGAGCGGCACAUUUGACAUGCUGGAGAUGGAUCGUUUGGAGAGGCAGCUGGUGAACCUGCCGCUCCUGCAGGACCCAUCGUCUUACAUCCCCGACACUGUGGACCUCACAGAGGACGCUCUGGCCAGAGAGUACUGGCUCUACUGUUUCGAGGAAGCACUGGACGGGGUGGUGAAGCGAGCCGUGGCCAGUCAGAAAGACCAGCCCGAGGCCAUCGAGAGGGCAGAGAAGUUCCGUCAGAAGUACAGACACAAGCUGCAGACGUUACGUCAACAGCCAUUUGCAUACGGAUCCCUCACUGUUCGGAGCCUGCUCGACACCAGGGAACAUUGUCUGAACGAAUUCAACUUUCCUGACCCCUAUUCUAAGAUCAAGCAGAAGGAGAACGACAUGGCGCUGAAGUACUACGAGAAGGUGGUGCAGUCUCUGGAGGAGCUGAGCUGGGAGCAGAGGCAGUUCGCUCUGGUCCGAGGCCUGCUGGCGGGCAACGUGUUCGACUGGGGAGCCAAAGCUGUGUCCGACAUUCUGGAAACUGAUCCGCAGUUCGGGUUUGAACAGGCAAAGCAGCAGCUGCAAGAGCGUCCUUGGCUUGUCGACGCGUAUAACCAGUGGAUUGAAAGACUGAAGGGUGCUCCUCAUAGAUGUGCAUUGUUUUUCGUAGAUAAUAGUGGAGUGGAUAUCAUUCUGGGAGUUUUCCCCUUUGUAAGAGAACUCCUCAUUCGAGGCACAGAGGUCGUUCUUGCGAGCAACUCGGGUCCCGCGUUAAACGACGUCACCAACAGUGAACUGCAGAUCGUCACUGAGAGAAUAGCUGCUAUGGAUCCUGUCAUUCAGGCCGCAGUAAAAGAGGACAGGCUGACGUUGGUUCAGAGCGGAUCCAGUUCUCCAUGUCUGGACUUGAGUCGAUUGGACAAAGUCCUGGCCACGGUGGUACGUGAGCGCGGCACGGACCUGGUGAUCAUCGAAGGCAUGGGCCGCGCCAUCCACACCAACUACUACGCCAUGCUGAACUGCGAAAGCCUCAAGCUGGCCGUCAUCAAGAACUCGUGGCUGGCCGAACGGCUCGGCGGCAAGAUCUUCAGCGUGGUCUUUAAGUACGAAGUUCCUUCCAAAACUCAGGGGCAACAUUAAAAGAACGUUUCUGACGCACAUUCAUUUCAGUCAGGAAGGUAGAAUAGAUAGGAUAAGGGACGGUGAGCCGUCGCACGCAUCCGGGACGUGUCGGGUUUCACGCCCGUGCCUCUGUGCUACUUCUUGGGGAUUGACACGAUGAUUGUAUACACGAUGGUGGAAUCGUGUUUGUGUGUGUUUUUUUUUUUUUUUUCUUUUAAUCCCAAUCAGUAAUAAAAAGCAGGUCCUGCUCAUCACAUGUUCACACCUGCUUGGAAAUUUCGUGCUUCUCAAACAAUCGCUGUUGUUACGUCUGGAUUGCAGGGUAAAUUUUUUUGGGGGGGUAGAAGGGUGUCUGAGACCGAAAGGUUCUCGAGCAGUGUUUUGUCGAGACCCCGGUCACGAUUCAGAAUGAAAUGACUUUAGAUUGCUGGAGUUUUGGGUAAAAUUAGUGGUGCUGAGCAAACAUUAAAGAAGAAAAACAACACAAUAUGAAGUCGGUUAUCUUACCAAAGCACAGAUCUAAAAUCUCAAAGGCUUUGUAGUUCACAGUGAAUCGUGUACCAUUUUGGAUUGUGCUUCUGAGCAAGUGGUUCCUCGUUCUCUGUUCAGACAUUCGAACCGAGAGCGCAAAAGUGGUGGAACGUUACAGGGCUAACCGUGCUUUCUGGUAGAUGAUGAUGAUGAUGAUGAUAUUUAACGUAACGUAUACGUACGUAUGUGCCUUGAGUCAGUAUGGUGACCUGUUAUUUUAAAUAACGGCGCGCUAUGAAGUGUGUGUGUGUGUGUGUGUGUGUGUGUGUGUGUGUGUGUGUGUCUUGCUGGACAGAAAAGCAGUGUUUUAAUGGGAGUCCAGCUUUAAAUUAAAGGAAUACUCCGGGAUGCUUUUUAAACCCGAUCUCUAUGCAGCGCGUCUGUAGAGAAGAACGUUAACAUUCUUAACACCGCGCUCUUGAAGUCUGAUCGUUGAUUAACUUGCACAGGGACUCCAUAAUGGACGAGAUCCAUACUUUUCCAGUUUGUCAGUGACGACAUGCUUUUUUUCCUUCUUCUUCUUCUUCUCCUUCUUCUUGUGGUUUUUGUUAUCUUCGAGAAGAAAAAAAGAGGCUUGUGAAGGAACAAGUGAUGACAGGAACUCGCUCAUCUUAGUCGUUCUACAUCAAUCCUAACUAUAAAUGGAUAAAAAUAAGUGCAGGUUUUGUUCUUUAAUCAAUAUUAUGAAAGAGUUUGACAGUUGAGCAAAAGUGCAAAAGUUUGUAUCCCCUUAAAGCGCAAACAAGGCUUAAAAAAAAAAAACAGUGUGGGGGAGGGGUAGAUAAAUAAAAUAAGUAUUUGCUAAUAAUCCAAAUAUUCCGUUCACACUUUCUGUGAAAUUGCUAAUCCUUUGGAUCAUUGUAUCGUGAGCAAGAUAACACACUUUAUUUAUUUAUUUAUGUAUUUAUUUAUUUUUGUUGUUGGUGGUGGCGUAGUGGUUAGCACUGUUGCGUCACAGCAAGAAGGUUCCGGGUUCAGACCCAGCAACCGACGAAGGCCUUUCUGUGUAGAGUUUGAAUGUUCUCGCCGUGUCUGCGUGGGUUUCCUCCGGGUGCUCCGGUUUCCCCCCGCAGUCCAAAGACAUGUUUAGGUUAAUCGGUGGCUCUAAAUUGACCGUAGGUGUGAGUGUGAAUGGUUGUUUGUCUCUAAGUGUCAGUCCUGCGAUGAUCUGGCGACUUGUCCAGGGUGUACCCCGCUUCUCGCCCAUAGUCAGCUGGGAUAGGCUCCAGCUUGCGUGCAGUGCUGUACAGGAUAAGCAGUUACGGAUGAUGGAUGGACGGAUAUAUUUUUUCAUUGUUGUUAAAUUGUGUAGUCGAGAUACAGUACUAAUGGAUCCCCCCCCACCAGUAAACCAUAAGGGGCGGUUGGGGCACAAACUUUUGCACUCAACAGUAAGGGUUUCACCUAAAGGUUUAUGAACUGCCCCAAUAACUGCACUUAGACUUCUAUAUUUUUUGCAGUUUGAUGUAAACGGGUUUUCGUUGUUUGUUUGUUUGUUUGUUUUGUUUCUCAAAACAGAUGCUUGGAAUAGAGAUUACGUUAAAAAAAAUCCUGGAGUAUUUCUUAAAUCCAUUCUUUUCACUCACUACCAUUCAGGGAUAGCUGCUAAAGUAUGUUGUGUUGAAAGAAAAAUAAAAAUCUGAAGGGUGUUAAUACAGUGAGGGCGCUGCAGUACCACUAGCUGCCACAGGGUGUCAGUGUUGUAUGAUUAAAAACCAGCUCCGUGCAUCACUCAGCUCAUUACUGUGUGUGUAGCUGCAGUGCAAUCCAGUGUUUUAAUUUCAUUUUGUUUCUAAGCAUCACAGCUUAUAGUAUUCCUAAGAUUAUAAUUUUUUUUUUAAUCAUUUGUUAUUUUUCGUUAAUCUAAAUCCUCUUCAGGGUUGUUGAGAUAAACGUGGCCUCUCUGUCAGAGAAGCCACAUUCAGCAUCGUUCGUUCACCCUAAGGGAGAAAUUAAUCAGAUUAGCAGAUAAAUUCAGCCCGGAGGAUUUCAUCUUGCACAGAAUCACAUGCUUGUAAUGAAAGGGCUGCUGUGUACAUGCAAGGAAUCUUCUCUGUUGCAUAGCAAGAAGAGGGAAGGGAUUUGAUCAUAAACCUUGGUUAUGAAAUUAUAAAUCAUUUGCGAUAUUUAAUUUCAGUCAUUCAUUUAGCCACUUUUUUUUAUUUGCUGAAGCUUUUUUUUUAUUUUAAAUUUUUAAUCAGUAUUAGAUUUAUAUAUAAUGAUAAAUAAACCAGAUAGAAGAAGCAAGGAAGUCAGUGAUCGCAAUAACAUUGAGAGUUAAGAGUUUAUGGGAUGCACAAAACGCAUAUGUCUGAAUGUGUUCCUUCAGUCAGAGUCGUUAGUCGACAAAACAACUUCUUUCAGACCAAAGCUGUUCGUAUCAUCCACUGUAUUUCCCCCGUGUAUCCAAAUUCGUCUUUAGAUUUUGUAAAGUCGUGGAUCUGUAAAUAGAAUGUAAGUGUGUACAUAAGUGUUGCAUUCAUUUUGGCAUUUCUGACAUGCACAGUAUUUUAGCUAAAAAUGAUAUCUACGUUCUCUUGACAAUCACAUGGGAGUCGAUGUUAAAUAUAUUUUGCAAUGUCUUCACACAAUAA
This is a messenger RNA of Neoarius graeffei (lesser salmon catfish), 5725 nucleotides long. RefSeq names its product pantothenate kinase 4 (inactive) (gene pank4). Gene Ontology annotation, molecular function: pantothenate kinase activity; ATP binding. Lineage: Eukaryota; Metazoa; Chordata; Actinopteri; Siluriformes; Ariidae. The coding region runs from base 279 to 2618 and encodes 779 amino acids. Gene Ontology annotation, cellular component: nucleus; cytosol. The transcript is spliced from 19 exons. Gene Ontology annotation, biological process: coenzyme A biosynthetic process. The record is from RefSeq and is a predicted model, not a curated record.